Messenger RNA from Emys orbicularis (European pond turtle), 1670 nucleotides. It is a transcript of the gene SLC30A7, whose product is annotated as solute carrier family 30 member 7. The coding region runs from base 106 to 1248 and encodes 380 amino acids. Gene Ontology annotation, cellular component: Golgi apparatus; cytoplasmic vesicle; membrane. Gene Ontology annotation, biological process: zinc ion import into Golgi lumen; intracellular zinc ion homeostasis. NCBI's taxonomy places the organism in Eukaryota, Metazoa, Chordata, Testudines, Emydidae. The record is from RefSeq and is a predicted model, not a curated record. The transcript has 11 exons. Gene Ontology annotation, molecular function: zinc ion transmembrane transporter activity.
GGUGCCGGAAGUGUCGGAAGCAGAUCCCGGCGCGGCGAAGGGGCGCUGCAGCCGCGCCGCUCCCAGCCUGCCCCGCUCCUUUCCGGGGUCGCCUGCGCCCGGAAGAUGUUGCCUUUGUCCAUCAAGGACGAUGAGUACAAACCGCCCAAGUUCAACCUGGUCAGCAAGGUCUCGGGCUGGUUCAGGUCCAUCCUGUCCGACAAGACCUCGCGGAACCUGUUCUUCUUCCUCUGCCUCAACCUCUCCUUCGCCUUCGUGGAGCUGCUCUACGGCAUCUGGAGUAACAGUUUAGGUCUAAUAUCAGAUUCCUUUCAUAUGUUCUUUGACUGUACUGCUCUACUGGCCGGAUUAGCAGCUUCUGUCAUUUCAAAGUGGAGAUCAAAUGAUGCUUUCUCAUAUGGGUAUGUUCGAGCAGAAGUACUGGCUGGUUUUGUAAAUGGUCUGUUUCUGAUCUUCACAGCAUUCUUCAUUUUCUCUGAAGGCGUUGAGAGAGCAUUGGAGCCUCCUGAUGUGCAUCAUGAGAGACUUCUUCCUGUGUCUAUAUUAGGAUUCCUUGUGAAUCUUAUAGGAAUAUUUGUUUUUCAACAUGGAGGCCAUGGACACUCACAUGGCUCUGGGCAUGAGCACAGUCAUUCUCUAUUUAAUGGUGUUCUCAGCCAUGGACACAGUCACGGAGGUCACGGUCACAGCCAUGAAUCCAAACAUGGCCAUGGGCAUUCUCAUGAUCACAGUCAUGGGAAGGGACACUCGCAUAAUCAGGAUUAUUGUCAUGAUGAUCACUCUCUUGAAGGGGCUGCAGGAUCCAACAGACAGAUUUUAGAAGGUGUAUUUUUACACAUUGUCGCAGACACUCUUGGAAGUGUUGGUGUAAUCAUAUCAGCUAUACUGAUGCAGAACUAUGGUCUAAUGAUAGCAGAUCCUAUCUGUUCAAUGCUCAUAGCUCUACUUAUAGGAAUAAGUGUUGUUCCACUUUUAAGAGAGUCCAUUGGAAUCUUAAUGCAGCGAACGCCACCUUCCCUGGAAAGUGCCCUGCCUCAGUGCUAUCAGAGGGUUCAGCAGUUGCAAGGAGUUUACAGUUUACAUGAUCCACACUUCUGGACCCUUUGUAGUGAUGUUUACAUAGGGACCUUGAAACUAUUUGUAGCUCCUGAUGCUGACGCCAAGUGGAUUCUAAGCCAAACUCACAAUAUUUUUACUCAGGCAGGAGUCAGACAGCUUUAUGUACAGAUUGACUUUGCAGCCAUGUAGUGAACAUCAUAAAUUGAGUUCUUUGGACCAAAGUUUUCUGGUACUGUAAUGGUAUAAAACAUUGUACUCUUCAAGACAGAGCCACCGCCACCCCAGUUAACCAAGACCAAAUAGACUGCUGCCUUUUGGCUACUUCUAGAGUUCAUGUUUAAGGAGUAAAAACUGAAAGGAUAUGUCCUGGACUUCUGGUCUUGUCUUUUGUGGCCCCCAAACUUUAUUCAUUUUUUUUUUUUUUUACUUACUACAAUUGUUCCAACAGGAAACUAAGAUUGUGGGACUGCAAUUCCUGUCAUGUCUUUAAUGAAGGGCUUGUCCAAACAAAAAUUAGUUCAUAGCAAGCUGGGGAGUGAAUCUACUCUGCGCUAGCCUGCUGCAGACUAACUGCCCAUGUAGGGCCGGCUCCAGCAUUUCUGCCGCCCCAA